AGUCCAUCUGUCUGUAUAUAGCUAGCUAGUCCCACUGGUUUUAAGAUACCGCUCUGAAAACUUGCACGAGAAAUCCGUUGGGUGGAGUAGACGCAAUGAAGCAACUGUCACACUACGUGUGUAAUUUCAUGAAAAAUAAACAGUUUUUCAACAGCGUUUAUAUAAAAUUAAAUAAUAAUUUAUAUGAAACUGCACUUUGGCAUAAUAUAAUGAUUUCACAAAUUUUUCUCCACUACCCUAAUGUACAGAUAUUCCAGUAACUACAUACAUAUAUAAAUAAAUAUCAAUCUAUUUUUCACAUGUGGAUAGAUAACCGUAUGCAUACGGUAUGCAGUUUUGUUGUGCCCGACAACGACUUCUGGAAAUAAAGAAAAAAAAAAAAAUAACAAAACAAAGCCGGUGUUUAUUACAAAGUGUUUACCAGCUAUAUACUGUUGCUCAAUUUAGUAUACGCUCACAUUUCGUGGUGAACAGUUAAUAAAAAUUUAAUCAACUGUUUCGCUAAAUUCAACUUAGUACAUAAAUUUUAAAAAUACUUAACAUGGAGCGUUGGUCAAAUUGCACAGCUGUUGUCACUGGUGCCAGUUCGGGCAUUGGCCUCGCCAUUGCUAAGGACUUGUUGAAGGCGAAUAUGCGCGUAGCCGGUUUGGCUAGACGCAAGGAACGCAUGGACGAAUGGCGUGCAACAUUGUCCGCGGAUCAGCAAAAGCGUUUUCAUCCCGUCAGUUGUGAUGUAACCUCACUGGAGUCGGUUAAUGAAGCAUUCGAUUGGGUUAUCAAGAAUUUGAGCGGUGUCGAUGUGUUGAUCAAUAAUGCUGGUAUUUACAAUGCCGGACAAGCUACCGAAAUGGAUCCGGCCGCUUUGCAACAAGUAUUGCAUACAAAUGUCAUGGGUGUGGUCUAUUGUACGCAACGAGCUUUCCGUUCAAUGAAAGAUCGCAGUGUUGACGGGCAUGUAGUGAUCAUUAAUAGUGUCAUGGGUCAUUAUGUGCCACAUAGUGAACCACACACGUCGCCAAAUUCCAAUUUGUAUGCGCCAAGUAAAUAUGCGUUGACCGCUUUAACGGAGGUAUAUCGUCAGGAGUUCAGAGGACUUGGUACCAGAGCUAAAAUCACUAGUGUCAGUCCCGGCUUAACCGAUACCGAUAUUGUGGCUGCACGCUCGCGUGGCGGCAAAAAACCUAUUCUACAACCAGAAGAUAUUUCCAGCUGUGUAUUAUUUACACUCUCAACACCAGUUCAUAUGCAAGUUCAUGAGAUAACUGUGAAGCCAAUGUUAGGCGAAUAGAAUGCAAAUAGAUAUUAAAGCUGUGCUCAAAGCUAUUCGCUCGUAUAGACAUUAAAAUAUAAAUAAUAUGUGUAUAUAUAAUAUUUUUAAAACAAAUUAAGGUGGUUCUUGGGCUUCAUAGUCCAUAUAUUCUGAUUUCUUAAUUUAUAUAGAAUAUAAUUUUGAAAUAUUUCCCAAGCUUAAAUAAUAAAUUAAAUAACUGUAGUAUAUCAAAUAUUAUAUAAUAUUAUACAUACAAUAAAAACGGUAUAAAGCCAACCA
Bactrocera oleae (olive fruit fly) is the source of this 1549-nucleotide messenger RNA. Its product is annotated as farnesol dehydrogenase. NCBI's taxonomy places the organism in Eukaryota, Metazoa, Arthropoda, Insecta, Diptera, Tephritidae. The record is from RefSeq and is a predicted model, not a curated record.